AUGGGGUUUGGAGCUCUGUGCCUCAUUCUACUAUAUGGAUUCAUUGGGUCCUACGCGCAGCCACAUUGCAGCCUGAUAACACCCAACGUUCUGCGUGUGGACAGUGAAGAGACCAUUAUAGUAGAUGGACAGGGGACUGCGUUUGUUGCUGACCUCACAAUCCAAGACUUUCCCCGAAAGAGAUUUAAUUUAGUUACAAGCAAAGUCUCAGUGGACAGCAAUAACAACUUCUUUGGCAAUGUUAAAUUGACGGUCCCCUCAAAUAACUUGGAGAAAGAUCCGGACAAGAAACAAUUUGUGUACGUCUCUGUAAAGUCUCCCUCUUGCAAUCUUGACAAAGUUAUCCUGGUGUCCUUCCAAAGUGGAUAUAUCUUCAUACAGACUGACAAACCCAUCUACACCCCCGGGUCUACAGUACUAUACAGGAUUUUUACCAUGACCCCAAAUCUAAAACCAGUAACCAAGCCGGUGACCAUCGAAUUUCUGACUCCAGAUAAUGUAAUUGUCAAAAAAGACCUAGUUCAACAAAUCAACAAAAAUGGAAUCAUUUCCUUGUCUUAUACACUGACUGAUCUAGUAAGUUUGGGACUAUGGACCAUAUCAGUAAAGUUUGAGGACACCUUAAUACAGAAUUAUACCACACAAUUUGAAGUGAAGGAAUAUGUUCUGCCAAACUUUGAAAUAAAAAUUAAAACAUCUAGGACAUUUUUCUACUUUAAUGAUAAAGAGCUAAGGGUGGACAUAGAGGCAAAUUAUCUCUAUGGUAAACCUGUACAUGGCAAGGCCUUUGUGCUCUUUGGAGUCAAGAAAGACAACGAGAAGAAAAGUCUUCCAGAUACUUUAAGGAGAGUAGAGAUCUCCGAUGGUGAAGGUUUUGCUGUUUUGAAAAGACAAGACUUGGUGAAAUAUUUUCAACAAGAGAAAGACAUGUUACAGUGGAGAAUAUAUGUGUCUGUUACCGUCAUUACUGAUUCAGGCAGCGAUAUGGUGGAAGCUGAACUGGAUGAUAUUCAUAUUGUGACUUCUCCAUAUAAAAUUCUUUACGCAAAAACAUCCAAGUAUUUCAAGCCUGGAAUGCAGUUCAAUCUUAUGGUACUAUGACUGCAGGGCAUCAGUCCUCAAAAAAAUAAAAAAGCAGCAGCAGAGGAGGAACAUCAACUUCAAGAACUGGGAGCUGGAGUUGAAGAAGCACCUCCUGCCAGAGGCUCAGACAUCCGAGGCAGAGAGAUCUGAUCAACAAGGCCAGGCUUCAUUAAGGAGUCACCAUGACAGUUCCCCACCAUCACCUGUCCUGUCACAUUUGGAGAGCCGGAGUGAGGUUGAGGCAGAUGAUAAUGUGCCAGUACCUGAGGAGGACAUGGGCCAACCCCUGAGCUCAGCUGCCUGUUCACCAGCUAUCCACAGUCCACCCAGUCCACUAUCUCCAACCCCAGCACCCGCAUCUGUCCCAAUGGACACGUACCUUAGGGUACUCCAAGAAAGGGACAGGUUGUCCAGGGAGACGAGGCACCUUGCACGGGAGAUGCGACGCUUGAAUAGGACCAUGCACCAACUUCACCGACGGCAGGCUGACGACAUCCAAGUGAUGUUGGCCCGGGUCAGCCAGCAGCACCUUCAGGCCACAGCACAGCUAAGGGUGGACCUCUUGACGGCAAUAUCAAGAAUCAGCCAAUCACCUCCAUUGGCUGACACCAGCAGCAGCAACAAUGGGGCACCUUCACAAACCUAAAAGAUUAAAGAAUCAUUAUUUUUAGGCUGGUUGACAGUUUUGUUAUGUUAGAAAUGUUGGCAAUGUUUAGGUUUAUUGUAUUACCUCUGUAUUCUAUUACCAAAGUUUCAUGUUGACUUGUAUAUUGUAACCUCAUACAAAAUGGUGCCAAAUCCUUCCUACAAUAUAAACAUGCAAUUGGUAUGAUUAUGCUGGCUGAUUGUAGACAGCAGGCAUACAAGGCAAAAAAUGAUGAUUACAGUUGUUAUUUAUUGCUACAUUUGCAUUCAAGGCCUUUGCCAUCAAAAUAUUAAAAAAAAUUGUAGGUAAGAAAAAAUUGAUCUCCUGUUGUGGUGUCUACAUGAUUGAUGAUAACUUUGAUAGCAGAGCACAGAUUCCACCAGUGCAUGAAAUGUGUAUUGCAAUAGUAACUCUAAUUUAUUAUUAUUUACCUCAACAGUUGGAGAGGUGGGGUCCUGAGGCAUUGUGAACCUGGGUGUAAUGUCCGUUUAUUUGUUUUUGCAUUUUCCCGUUUCAGGCCCUGUUCAGACAUUGUUUUUCAUGCAUUAUAUGUUUUCUGUGCUUUUCUUCCAGGCGUGGAAGAGUUAAGCCUUUCACACAUGUGUUAGGCGAGUGUGUUAGCCGAGGAUAGGGGAUAAGAUGUCUGAUCGCUGGGGGUCCCAGCAGUGGGCCCUCGCGAUCAGACAUCUUAUUCCCUAUCCUUUGGAUAGGGGAUCAAAUGUUUUUCCCUGGAAUACCCCUUUAAGGUACUAAAGCUAUACAUUUAUUACACUGUGACUUUUAAUAUGCUGCUGGGAUCUGUGCUCCAUUUAAUAGAGGUCACUUAAGUGUCA
Molecule: messenger RNA, 2562 nt
Organism: Hyla sarda
Lineage: Eukaryota; Metazoa; Chordata; Amphibia; Anura; Hylidae
Product: complement C3-like
Exons: 12
Coding region: 1-1101 (366 amino acids)
Molecular function (GO): endopeptidase inhibitor activity
Source: RefSeq, a predicted model, not a curated record